CAGAGGGAAGGAGAUUUCUCUUUCCUCAUGGUGCCUGAAUCCGUAGAAGAAGGGGGUUGGUUAUUUGCAAAAGUCUGCAUUUCUCAUGGAUGUCACGGAUUCCGCCACCACCACUCUUCCACCGCCACCGCCAUCCUCUGAAUCCGCCCCUCUUCUCUCUGAUUCCACUCUCCAACAAGCUUCUCCUCAGGAAGAUCAUUGUGUAGCAUCCAUAACUGAAGAUCAUGAGGUAACCUGUUGGGGCUGUGGAUUGUGCCUUAUUCUUUCACCAUAUACACCCAUUUUCAAGUGUGGUUGGUGUGGGGCCAUAACUAAUCAUAAUGCACGUAAAAUUGAUAAUACGUACUUUUGGUGGAGACGUUUGCGAGACAGGUGCUUUGUCUGUGUUCUCCUACUCUUCAUGCUGUUCAUUAUAGGUGGCGGUAUCUGGGCUAUUUAUCCUAUUGUCUUUUCCUUCAGUUAUUUUUGUGGCAUAUUUCAUAUGACUCUAUCGAUUAUCUUAUCGGUAACCACAAUUGCUACUUACUUCCUUGCGGCAUUCCGAUCUCCUGGGAUACCUCCACUCAUACCCUGGGGUAGUUACCCAGCGGUGGGAAAAGGUGGUCUCGACGGUUAUACCUUUUGUAACUACUGUUCAAAGCCAAAGUCACCUAAUAGUCAUCAUUGUCGUUCGUGUGGAAUGUGCGUAUUGGACAUGGAUCAUCAUUGCCCCUUUAUUGGGAAUUGCGUCGGUGCUGCAAAUCAUCGAGUCUUCAUCAUCUUCCUCAUCUCAGCAGUGAUAAGUAACCUUUAUGUUUCGCUCAUAUCUUCGUUCACAGCAUUUCAUAUCUGGCCACCCAUAAGACAGGUUCCUAUCGCAGUUCUCAGCAGUCCCUCCGACUACAUGUUGGUUUACAGUUUCCUCAAGGAAACCGCACUCUCGUUUUCUACAUCCGUAGAGUCUUUAUCCCUCCGAGGUUUCAUUCUAAUUUACCUUUUUCUCGCAAGUGUUUCAGUCGAAAUUGGAUUAGGCGUGCUUUUGUGGCAGCAACUAUCAUAUGUAUACCAAGGAAAGACGUAUCUAAGUCACUUGAGUUCUCGUGGCACCAACCGAGCUUCCAAAAAAGACUGCCAAAAUAUCGUUCGAUUCUUCGGGUGCCCUUAUUCGGCAACUAGAUGUCUGCUCGGUUUUUGGAAUUCCCGAAAGACUCACAAGAAGUGAAGCGUACCGUUUUUUAGACGCCUCAGAUGUAUUCCUGCCUUAGCUUAAGUAACAUAUACGAGAAGGGUGUCAUGAGGUCCCUUGUUUUAUGUUGUAAAAGUAAGAAACUUUGUGACUGAUCAAAGAGAUUCUUUAGAACAGAUCUCUGUUCAAAAAGAUUUGUUUGAUUAUUUACUAGAGUAAGAUAGGGUUUGAC
Molecule: messenger RNA, 1397 nt
Organism: Cynara cardunculus var. scolymus (artichoke)
Lineage: Eukaryota; Viridiplantae; Streptophyta; Magnoliopsida; Asterales; Asteraceae
Product: protein S-acyltransferase 11
Exons: 4
Coding region: 86-1201 (371 amino acids)
Molecular function (GO): palmitoyltransferase activity
Source: RefSeq, a predicted model, not a curated record